Messenger RNA from Lachancea dasiensis, 735 nucleotides. NCBI's taxonomy places the organism in Eukaryota, Fungi, Ascomycota, Saccharomycetes, Saccharomycetales, Saccharomycetaceae. The record is from the annotation of a GenBank genome assembly.
AUGCACCUUGUUGCGUUGAUAGGACUGGUUUUGAGCAUAUGUACAGUGAGCCUGAGCGCCACAAUCGAGGGAAAGCUGGAUCUUUCACCCUUCAACAUCACUCGCAGAAGCGUGAUAAAUACCAAUUUCAAGCUGCUGCAAGUAGGGGACCUCACCGGGGAACCGUAUGUGGCCGCCACAAAAAUCUACGAUAAUCAUGGCAAUUUCAAGUUCCAAGAUGUGCCAGAGCCUCGGGACGGGAAUUCUACGACCUUUUUUGUUCUACAGUCAUCCUCGCUAGAUUUCAACUUGAAGCCCAAUCGCAUAUUAUUCAGAAUAGAUCGCAGCUCCCCCAGCAAUCACACUGUAGAAGUGAAAGCGUACAAAAAUGUGUUUGGCAAGGAAAAUUUCGCUUCGCCCGAAAUUACACACCCCGAGACACUGGAGGAGAUCGGAGCGAAACCUUUUGUUUCGGUUUCUCUCGUCAAUAAAGCACCUCUGCGGGUCUACAUCCAGGAAAGAAAUGGAAGCUUACUAAAAAGUGGGGCCAUCGCCAACAUCCUGAACUCUAAGUUCAAACUAGCUGCUGCCAUAACUGCCGUCUUCGUCCUAAUCGCUCCAUCGAUUAUCGAUAAGCUGGACAGCGCAGCAGUUAAUACCUUUUUAGAUGAUAAAUUACUCCAGCCACAAGUGCAGAAGCAGGCAGAUCAGCAGGAGGUCAAAAGCGAACUCCAGCAAUUGGACGCCAAGUCGUAA